UAUAGUUCAUGCCCGAUUGGUAUGUGCUAACCAAUAAUUGGCUUCGUGUUCAAAAUACGAUCACUUCUCGUAAGUCACGUACAGAAAAUUCGCACAAUGUUUUAAUAAAUUGCCAAGUGAUCAAUUACGUGAUUGAUUAUUUGUAACGAGAAAUUGCGCGAUUGUCCAAAAUUGUAGUAGAACGUUCGUGCGGAGUGUUCCGCAAAUUUAACAUAUGAUCGGUCAUUUUUACGAUACGAUCUGUCGUUUCUUGAUUUUGCACAAUCAUUUCUCGAUUAUUCGAACUUGCUGCGAAAUUUCUACGAUUUUCUCGUCCUGAAACUCAAGAUUAUGAUAUCUCUUCAAUCGCAGAAUCAGGUGUUAUACCAUCUAACACAGUUGGCAUUGACAGUAGCUCCUAGGACAACUACAUAUUCGAUCCAAGCUAAGAAACAAGAUGAAUCUAAACAAAAAAAUACAGAGGAGACAACAAUUUGUAGAGAGAGUUUUGAAGAGGCAACAAAAAAUUGUACAGAACUAUCAGAAAUAAAUAUAAAUACUUUAAAUGCACUAAGAAGAAUGAAAGAAAAUAAAGUAUAUGUGAUAUUGGAUAAUAUAUCUAGUAGUGUAUUGAGAAAACCUUUGGAAGAGAAUAGCAAGUGGAAAGUGUCUUACAUAUCUGGCCUAAGUUUUGACGAAAACAAACAGGGUUUUCCAUGCUCACCAUUAACAGAGCCUGUUGUUCUAUCUGCCAUUUGUCUACAUUCAAAACAACAACCUAAAUUAUUACACACAUGGUAUGCCAAAACAUUACACAGUCAUAUGCCAAUUCGUACAUUUAAGUCUCAGCGUAGCAUUAAAAUUGAACUGGAACAAAAUCCGUCAUUAAUGAAUAGAGUGAAGAAGUGGCUUGGUUUGUCUUCCAAUAUUCAUAUGAGUUUGGUGCAUGAGCCAAAGACUGCGGAUUAUCAAAAGUUAAACAAAAUUCUUAACAAUACUGAUGUAUCAGUAGACGAACAAAAGAGAAUAAAAAUUGCCUUUGUAGAAGGAUAUGAGUCUGGAUUACAACGGCAGAUAUAUAGCCGAGCAACGAUGUUGUUUAAACUCAUACAGAAUAUAAUAAUUCUUGGUUCUGUCAUUCUUUUUAUCUGUUUUUAUCUUAGCUAUCCAGGAGGAGGAAUAUUCAAGCUUCCUAUGAACCAUACAAUAGAGAUCGAUCCUGAGGACAUUCAGGUUACUUUUGAUGACGUUAAAGGGGUGGACGAAGCAAAGCAGGAACUUCUGAAUGUAGUGGAGUUCUUGAAAAAUCCUGAUAAAUUUUCUGCUCUUGGUGGGAAGUUGCCAAAAGGAGUAUUGCUGGUCGGACCGCCAGGAACAGGAAAGACGUUGUUAGCUCGCGCAGUUGCGGGAGAAGCUGGUGUACCAUUCUUCCAUGUAGCAGGUCCAGAGUUUGAUGAAAUCCUUGUCGGCCAAGGCGCUCGACGCGUCAGAGAUUUAUUCAGAGCUGCAAAAGAAAGAGCGCCUUGCGUAGUUUUUAUUGAUGAGAUCGAUUCUGUGGGUGCAAAACGAACAAAUUCAGUUCUUCAUCCUUAUGCGAAUCAAACGAUCAAUCAAUUGCUCUCUGAAAUGGACGGCUUUCGUCAGAAUGAAGGUGUUAUAGUACUCGGUGCCACUAACAGGCGCAAAGAUCUCGACAAAGCUUUAAUGCGCCCCGGGCGCUUCGACGUCGAGAUUUACGUCAAUAAGCCCGAUUAUUCGGGCCGUAAAGAAAUAUUAGAUCUCUACUUAUCCAAGAUAUUAACGCACGACGUUGACACGGUUUAUCUAGCACGCUGCACUACAGGAUUUACUGGUGCCGAUCUCGAAAACAUGGUAAACCAAGCUGCGUUACGUGCAGCAAUUGAUGAGGCAGACUGCGUCACUAUGAAGCACUUGGAGUAUGCUAGAGACAAAGUGCUGAUGGGUCCUGAAGGCAAGCUCAAGUUACAAGACGAAGAAGUGAAUCGUAUCACAGCGUAUCACGAAGCGGGACAUGCGCUAGUAGCAUUUUACACAAAAGAUGCUACUCCACUUCAUAAAGUCACUAUUGUGCCACGAGGACCGUCAUUAGGUCAUACUUCCUAUAUGCAUGAAAAGGACGUUUAUCACACUACAAAGUCACAGUUGUUAGCUACUAUGGACUCUAUGAUGGGUGGGAGAGCUGCAGAAGAGUUAAUAUUUGGGUCGGAAAAAGUAACGACGGGAGCUUCUUCUGAUUUACUACAAGCAACACAGAUAGCCGAGAUGAUGGUUAAGAGUUACGGGAUGUCAGACAAAGUAGGAUUGAGAUCAAUAGUUGAAAAUAAAAAGUUUUUCACCAACAACAACGCGUAUGCGCCAAGCACGAACGAACUCAUUGACAAUGAAGUAAAGAAGCUCUUGCAAGAAUCAUACGAACGUGCAAAGACAAUUUUAAAAACACAUAUGAAGGAACAUAAACAGUUAGCGGAAGCGUUGUUGCAAUAUGAGACAUUGGAUGCCGAUGAUGUGGCUGCCAUAGUAAAUGAAACUGGACUUGGUAAACAAGACUUGUCCACAUUUUCUCCAAAACGAAAAGGAACUGUGAAAUAAAAGCUGUUUAAAAACAAAUUUUUUUUUUUAGAAAAGGUAGGAAUAAAGUGUAAUUGUAUAAAAUUUGACUGGAUAGGAUAAUUCUUAUUUUGUACAAGAAGAAAAUUUAAAUUUACAUGAAAUGUAAAAUAUAUAUAUACACACACACACACACAUGUUCAAAUCUUGUGCAAAAGUUGUUUUCAAGAUUUCAAUUUAAGCAACUCCCGGGUUUUAAAUAUUUAAAAUAGAUAAUAACGCGUUUAGAUAGAUUAUUGUCUCUUGACAAAGAGAAAUUGUAUAAUUUUUUACUGAAAUAGAGCAGCACACACAUACAUAUACGUAUAAAAUAUAUUUCCAUAAUUUUCUAAUUUUUAAUAGAAUAUUUAUUAUCGCUUACGUUAAGUUCGCGAACAGUCGAUAAUUUAAUUAAAAUUUUUACUAGUUAUGCUACAUAGCUUUUUGCUUAUAUAAAAAUUUUCAAACUAAUAAUGAAUAUAGUCAGUAAAAAAGUGUGUUUACAUAUUAAACGUAAUCUUUUAUUGUUCUGUUCUACAUUUGUUUAUUAACGUAAAAACCGAUAUCUUUGAUUCUUUUCAAGCCAGAAAUAGUAUAAAAUUUAAAAUGAUAAAAUAAUUAAUAGGAAGUGUGUCAUGACAAAUUAUUGAAAUGUUGGUCUUUUCUACGAUUGCAUUCACAACUUGUUUGGUCCGUGAUUAAGACGAUUACAAAACACUCAACAAGCAGGAAAGUAUAAACAAAGUUUAGUUUUUUAUUCAAAAAUAUUAUUAAAAAAAUGAUGAGUUGAAAAAUUGUGCACAAA
Messenger RNA from Pseudomyrmex gracilis, 3391 nucleotides. It is a transcript of the gene YME1L, whose product is annotated as ATP-dependent zinc metalloprotease YME1 homolog. NCBI's taxonomy places the organism in Eukaryota, Metazoa, Arthropoda, Insecta, Hymenoptera, Formicidae. Gene Ontology annotation, molecular function: ATP-dependent peptidase activity; ATP hydrolysis activity; ATP binding. The transcript has 13 exons. Bases 331 to 2589 code for a protein of 752 amino acids. The record is from RefSeq and is a predicted model, not a curated record. Gene Ontology annotation, cellular component: mitochondrial inner membrane. Gene Ontology annotation, biological process: protein quality control for misfolded or incompletely synthesized proteins; mitochondrion organization.